This is a messenger RNA of Mercenaria mercenaria, 2441 nucleotides long. RefSeq names its product serine/threonine-protein kinase pim-1-like. The coding region runs from base 118 to 1095 and encodes 325 amino acids. Lineage: Eukaryota; Metazoa; Mollusca; Bivalvia; Venerida; Veneridae. Gene Ontology annotation, cellular component: cytoplasm. Gene Ontology annotation, molecular function: ATP binding; protein serine/threonine kinase activity. The transcript is spliced from 5 exons. The record is from RefSeq and is a predicted model, not a curated record. Gene Ontology annotation, biological process: protein autophosphorylation; negative regulation of apoptotic process.
UCAAUGUUUUGAAUCUCUCAUAACAAAAUUGAUAGUCUAGCGACGAAGACGUAUUAGUGAAUUCUCUGAGCUCUUUGAUACCUGUACAAUAAUUAGUACAGUGAAAAGAGCAGUAAUAUGUUGGGGAGAAAAUUAGGAUUAUUUAACUGUUCGACAAAUUACAACCAAGAAAAGCAAUGCAAAUCAGACCCUGGAGAGUAUUUUAAGAGAAACUACCAUGUCGGUCAGCUUCUUGGAAGUGGCGGUUUUGGUCAAGUUUACAGCGGUGUACGCAGGAAAGAUAAUUUACCCGUUGCUAUCAAGAAAGUGUACAAGAGCAAAGUAACAGAAUGGGGACAGCUCAAUGGAUGCAAUGUUCCAAUGGAAAUCUGUCUACUGAAGAAAGUUUCACAAUUAAAUGGAAUUAUCAAAAUGUUGGACUGGUUAGAUGCUGGUAUGGCUUAUAUCAUUGUGAUGGAAAGACCAGAACAAGUGAAGGAUUUAUUUGACUAUAUCACUGAAAAAGGUGCUCUGGAUGAAAAUACAGCUAAAAACUUCUUCCGACAAAUUUUGGAAUCUGUGUUAAAUAUUCAUAAAGCUGGAGUUGUACACAGAGACAUUAAAGAUGAAAAUAUUCUUGUGGACUUAAAAACUGGUGAAUUGAAGCUCAUUGACUUUGGAUCUGGUGCAUUCUUAAAAGACACUGUCUACCUCACCUUUGAUGGAACUCGAGUCUACAGUCCGCCAGAGUGGAUUCAGUACCAUCGCUACCAUGGCAGAUCUGCAACAGUUUGGUCACUGGGUAUCCUGCUCUUCGACAUGGUUUGUGGUGACAUUCCUUUUGAAAGAGAUGAACAGAUUGUUAAAGCUGAAGUUGAUUUCAACAACUGCAAAAACAAAGUCUCAUAUGAAGUCCAAGACCUCAUCAAGAAAUGCCUCUCAAUUCGUCCAUCAGACCGUCCAACAAUAGAAGACAUUCUUGAACAUCCUUGGAUGAUGGACUCUAUUUAUAUGCAUUCAACUAGUCAAAAAGACAAAAUUAUUCGAAAUAACAGUGAAACUGGAUCUAUUGAUGGACAGUCAAUGAGCAGUCAGGAAUCUGUGGCUAUUGAAUGAUGAAAGCUUAAGUGACUAGGUUGAACAAAUUCCAAAGUAAAAUACUGUGCAAUCCAGCAUAUUCACUGCCGAAACUCAGGGAACAUUAAUGCAUUUACGUCUAGGGUUUUAGACCCGGAUUAUAUCGUGUAUGAAUGGAUCGAGGAGUCUUUUCUGCCAAGCAGAGGCUUCCGAGGAUAGAAUUAUUUAUUUAGCUCUGCUUAGCAGACUGUAUGAAUUUACUUAGCAUAGACGUGUACAUCCUCCAUGUAGCGGAAUAACUGUCUUGAAUGAAUGAAUAUUUAUUUGCGUAUAUGCGGACCAGUGGUGAUAUUGGUCAAAAGUUAUGAAAGGAUAGUUCAACAUUUUACCCAUUUGUGGAUCUGUUUGUUUUGUUUCAUCCAGGACUGUAAAAUUUUUCGAAAUAUAACAGUUCGAACACUGCCAUUUCAAUGCAAUGUAUGAUAGCAAAUGUCAAUUCAUCAUAAAAGCUUCAGAAGUUUUUCUUUUAAAAUAGUCAUUCCAAAGAGUAAAGCUACAUUGUCAAGUUUCAAUUAGGUGCUGUUACAUAAUUCAUUUCCAAGCCGAUUUACCUGCCAAAUUUUAUUAAAUAUGUAUUUAUCUGAGAGUUGCUCACAUUUUUGUGUCUAAAUGUAGCCAUUUCUUUUUAUUCUCUGAAAAUUUCAGAUUUUAGUCAACUUUUAGCCCUUUCAAUUUUCUAACAUCGAAAUACAAACGAUAACAAUUUCUUCCAACAGAACUUGUUUAAAGUUGUAGAAGUAUUCACAAGAUUGAACUAGCAUCUUAAAUUUUGUAUUAAAGAUGUGCUACUACGUUAAUGCACUCAUUAUAUCUAGACUCCAAUAAGUGUAACUUUCAUGUAUAGCAUGUGUAUGUAAAUAUCACUUAUUUAUUUUAUUUAUUUGUUCAAAUUGCAAAUCUAAUGAAUACAGGCUUGAAUUUUAAUUCAAGUUUUUUUAAACUGUUGGAAAUCUGAUGUCAAAGUUUUGGUUGUUAUAUCUGGGAAAAAAUACUGAAAAAUUCAAGAUAGAAAUGUUUUUUUUUUUUUGUUUUUUUUUUUCAAAAAUAUUUUCAACAUGAAAAAUUGUCAGAAUUUAAGUUUGUUUUAUCUUGCUACAAAAUGAAAUUAUGGAAAAAUAAUUUGCAUUUUAUAGAUUUUGCAAUUUGAGAACUUUUGAUUGACUAGCUUUGGCUGUAGAUGGCUUAGCUGUUAUUUAUUUCUGAUGUUGAAUUUUGCCUUGAAUGAAUCUAAUGUAUAUACUAAAAGAUAUUUUUAUAUGGAAAACAGAAUGAUGAAAAAUGAAUAUAAAUUGAAAAAAUCUCAGAUUAAAAAUAUUAAAACAUUA